Molecule: messenger RNA, 489 nt
Organism: Chlorella variabilis
Lineage: Eukaryota; Viridiplantae; Chlorophyta; Trebouxiophyceae; Chlorellales; Chlorellaceae
Exons: 4
Coding region: 1-489 (162 amino acids)
Molecular function (GO): protein binding
Source: RefSeq, a predicted model, not a curated record
AUGCCACCAGCCACACUCCGCCUGGCUCCCGCUCCCGCUGCGGUGCUACUUAGGCCAGCAGCAGCACGCAGGCAGCGUGUGGCAGCCAGGCAACCAGUGGCGUCAGCAGAAGGGGCUACUGAUGUAAACACUAUCAAGCUGACGCUACGCAAGCCGCUGGGCCUGGUGCUGGCAGAGCGCGAGCAGCCGGGCGGUGCGGCGCAGGUGUUUGUAGAAGAGAUCGUGGCAGGGGGCAAUGCCGCCAAGGACGGCCAGGUGCAAGUGGGCGAUGUGCUGACCAGGUGCAGCGCGGUGCUGCUCAAGGCGGGCAAGGAGGGGGAGUUCCAGCGCGAGGGCCAUGGCCAGCGGCCGUACGACAACUUUGAGCAGGUCUGGUUCGACUGUUCAGGCAAGAAGUUUGACACCGUGAUGGCGGCGCUGGGCAGCAACAGCGAGCGCUGGGGCAUCUUCAACAUUCAGCUGGAGUUCCAGCGGUCUGAGAGCAGCUGA